Mucor velutinosus is the source of this 978-nucleotide messenger RNA. RefSeq lists its product as uncharacterized. The record is from RefSeq and is a predicted model, not a curated record. NCBI's taxonomy places the organism in Eukaryota, Fungi, Mucoromycota, Mucoromycetes, Mucorales, Mucoraceae. The transcript has 4 exons. Bases 1 to 978 code for a protein of 325 amino acids.
AUGAAGGAAACUUUACCUGAUUCUGAUACUGUCGUCAGUGUGCUGCAGCGCAUCGCAAAUGAAAAGAAUUGGUCUGCUGCUGAUACUGAACAAGAUUUCGCUGUGCUCGCUAAGCACCGUCUGGUCUAUGUCCGUGAUUUGAGAGCAUUGUCAGGGGAAAGCUGGACACAAAUUGAAUUACUGCCUUUGGUGAAAGAUCUCCUGCGAAGCUCAAUUGAUCCUCACUGGCCUCCCCAAGAUCAUAUUUCAAACACCAAUAGCAACAACAGCAACGUGGAUCACAUCAUGUCAAGUGAUGAGGAAAAGACAAAUGGCAAAAAACAAAAGAAAAAGGACGGAAAGAAGCAAAAGAAGGACAAGAAGAAGCAGGGCAAAAAGGACAAGGGAUUCAAGAGCCCAUCGCCUCUCGGAACACCAGUUGUGCCCACCAUUCUGACAAAACCCUCAUCUGCCAUCCAAGAAUUGAACGACUCCACCAGUAGAUUCAACCUGAAUGACACAUUGAGCCAAGAUCAUCUCACCAUUCAAAACACCAUCCGCAACGGAAACACAGCCAAUUCCUCCUCUGACGUCUCCUCCACAGACGACGACAACGAUAGUGAUAGCGACAUUGACGACGACGUAGAUGUGCCCAUGUCUCCCCUCAGUGAAGAAAAGCGCAAGAGCGUUAGUUUCUCCAACGAGACAGCCAUUGGCGUUGCUGCCAGCGUAAAGAACGAGCUCGGUAAAGAGGACAAGGAUACCAAGAAAAAGGACAAGAAGAAGGACAAAAAGAAGGACAAAAAACAAAAGAAGAAGAAUAGCAUGGCAAGUACUAAAUACAGCGGUUACCAGAGUUUCACCAGUCAUCCUUAUACCACCCAUCCAAUAGUGAAAUUCAGAAAGAUGAAAAUGAAGCACUGUAAACGAUUACCACCUGUUCCUGCAAACGACCAAUUCUUACAAGGUAUUCGUGACAAGUUGGAAUCAACCUCUUAA